Eurytemora carolleeae is the source of this 672-nucleotide messenger RNA. RefSeq lists its product as uncharacterized. The coding region runs from base 1 to 672 and encodes 223 amino acids. Lineage: Eukaryota; Metazoa; Arthropoda; Copepoda; Calanoida; Temoridae. The record is from RefSeq and is a predicted model, not a curated record. The transcript is spliced from 2 exons.
AUGCCUAAGGACAGUGAUAAGGUCCAAGCCCUAGCUGAACCCAGCUCGCUGGAUUUAUUAAACACAGUAUCAGUGAAAGUUCCAGCCUUUUGGCCAGAUUCUGCAGAGGCCUGGUUCGUGCAGGAGACGGCUAAUCAAGUUCUGGACCUCAUCAAGAAUCCUCCAUCUUCCGACCCCUAUGAAGCCUUGAAGAGCCGUUUAUUGAGGUUGUUUGCUCUCGACGAUUAUCACAGGUAUGAAGCAAUCUCCAACCUUCCUCUCUCCGGCGACAUGAAACCUUCAAAGCUUAUGUCAAAUAUGCUCGCCCUGCUACCUCUUGGUCACAAGCCGUGCUUUUUUCUCCGUGGAGCGUUUCUGAAGAGGUUGCCUGCCAACGUUCGAGCUCACCUGCUGAGGGACGAUUUUUCAGUUCCUAUAGCCUUAGCCUUGAAAGCGGACGAGAUCUAUCAGAGCAAAGUUUCCUCCUCUACUGUCUACACGGUUUCCAGCGCCCCGGAGGAUGUUGUCAACGCCGUGAGAUCCUCACCUACAAACCGCCCACGACGUUCAGCAACUCCUCACUCCGGCAGCCGAGAUAACAGAUCAUCGUCUCCGACUCUGUGUUACUAUCAUCGUACCUGGGGAUCUAAGGCUAAGAAAUGUAGAGCUCCAUGUUCCUGGUCGGGAAACUAG